Messenger RNA from Anolis carolinensis (green anole), 6216 nucleotides. RefSeq names its product EH domain containing 3 (gene ehd3). The record is from RefSeq and is a predicted model, not a curated record. Bases 1205 to 2812 code for a protein of 535 amino acids. The transcript is spliced from 6 exons. Gene Ontology annotation, molecular function: GTP binding; calcium ion binding; protein binding. Gene Ontology annotation, cellular component: cytoplasm; plasma membrane. NCBI's taxonomy places the organism in Eukaryota, Metazoa, Chordata, Lepidosauria, Squamata, Anolidae. Gene Ontology annotation, biological process: endosomal transport; endocytosis.
UGGUCCCACAUUCAUGUCUUCACUUUCUUCCAUGUUGGUGUUGUGGUAAAUUUUGUACUGUAAGCAUUCCUAUGGGCCCAAUGAUUCCAAAAUACAAGCAACUGUGCUGAUCUAUAUGUGGAUGUGGAUGUUAUAUAUUGAUAAGCAUAGUUUCUCAACACCAACCAUAGUCCUACACAAUGUAAUAUCUUGGAAAAUGUACUUUGUGGGAGAGGCUAUUUGUAGAUUUAUCAAUCCAUUUGACUAAAAAAGGUUAACGAUAGAAUCAAACUGGAGGACCUAGAAAUUUCUAGAGGUAUUGUCUAAGGUUUUAAAACAGUGGUUGGUUUUAUUCACAGUUUCCCCCAGUGAAUAUGAAGAGCUGACUGUAUUCCUGAGAGGACACAACCAUAGUAAUGCUCUUAACCUUUUCUAUUUUUUAAAGAUUAUUUUUAUUAGACUUUUGACUGUUCAUUCCUGAGGUAGUUUAGAAAUAUUCAGUAGUCUUGGUCCAAUUUUACCAGAUUGAUUAUUUUCAGUAGCCUCACCCCAUGGGCUUGGAUGUUGCCACCUGUAGUCAUGUGGUUUCUAUUUCCUUGCCAAUUCCUUAAAUGUCUGGCAUUUAACCACCAGCAGUCUCCUAAGGGAGGCGGAUGCAGUGAUUCAGCUGUUUUUCCUUGUGGCUGGAUAAUUUAUGUUUGAGAAGGAGAUUGGCUCCUUGCCCUUCAUUUAUUUCAUCCUUUUCAGCUCUGAAUUAUCAGAGCAAAGCCCAGGGUUGUUUUGUUUCAGAGCAUUCGGUGCAAAGGGAGCUUCUUCUUUCUUAAAGCUGCAUACUUUGCCUUUCUUUUUCUUUGACUUCAGUUACCACUCAGCAGUUCAAGAAACACUAUAUCAAGAAAACAUGAAGAUGUUGCUGCAGCACAGUUGCUGGAGAUACUUCUAUGCCUGCUGUUUCCUGAGACAUCGUCUUGCUGGCUUUUUAUUACAGUUCAGGGCAGCUAGCAAGCAAAGAAGUCAUUAGAUAUCUCUCUUUACGAAGGAACAUUUCGGACUGAUACAAAAAGACAAUAAAUUUAUUUUGAGAGACUGAAAGUUUUCACAAGAGUGCUAUACAACAGACUGAAGCAGAAGGCUUUUUCUUUUCUCCCCCUCCCCCCCUCCCAUUGACUAUCAAAUUCUUCAAAGGAAAAUGAGCAUUCAAUAAUAUCGCUUCCUCGGUUGCAAUAUGUUCACUUGGCUGGGACAUGAUGAGAGGCAAAGGAAAGACCCUGAAGUGUUCCAGACUGUGAGUGAGGGUCUCAAAAAGCUCUACCGCACCAAGCUUCUCCCUCUGGAAGAACACUAUAAAUUCCAUGAGUUUCAUUCACCUGCCUUGGAAAAUGCAGAUUUUGACAAUAAGCCCAUGGUCCUUCUUGUGGGGCAGUAUUCCACCGGGAAGACAACCUUCAUAAGGUACCUUCUUGAACAAGAUUUUCCUGGGAUGCGGAUUGGGCCUGAGCCCACCACAGACUCCUUCACUGCUGUGAUGAAGGGAGAUGUGGAAGGCAUCAUUCCUGGAAAUGCAUUGGUAGUAGAUCCCAAAAAGCCUUUUAGGAAGCUGAAUGCCUUUGGCAAUGCUUUCUUGAACAGAUUAAUAUGUGCUCAACUGCCGAACCCAGUACUGGAGAGCAUCAGCAUUAUCGAUACUCCAGGAAUCCUUUCUGGGGAGAAACAAAGAACUAGCCGAGGUUAUGAUUUUGCUGCUGUCCUGGAAUGGUUUGCAGAGAGGGUUGACCGCAUCAUUCUUCUUUUUGAUGCCCACAAGUUAGAUAUUUCAGAUGAAUUUUCAGAUGUCAUCAAAGCUCUGAAAAACCAUGAGGAUAAAAUAAGGGUAGUACUCAACAAAGCCGACCAAAUCGAGACUCAACAGCUCAUGAGAGUAUAUGGUGCUCUCAUGUGGUCUCUAGGAAAGAUUGUCAACACACCUGAAGUGCUCAGGGUCUACAUUGGGUCCUUCUGGUCACACCCAUUGCUUAUCCCGGAUAAUCGGAAGCUCUUUGAGGCUGAGGAGCAAGACCUCUUCAGAGAUAUCCAAGGCUUGCCCCGCAAUGCAGCCCUUCGAAAAUUGAAUGAUCUCAUUAAACGAGCACGGCUAGCUAAGGUUCAUGCUUACAUCAUUAGCUCACUUAAGAGAGAAAUGCCAUCAGUGUUUGGCAAAGACAAUAAGAAAAAAGAACUUGUGAAGAAUUUGAGAGUGAUCUAUGGACGAAUUGAACGGGAGCAUCAGAUUUCACCAGGAGACUUUCCCAAUCUGAAAAAGAUGCAGGAGCUGCUACAUGCUCAAGAUUUCAGCAAGUUCCAGCCAAUAAAAAUCAAGUUGCUGGAUGCCGUAGAAGAUAUGCUGGCCAAAGACAUUGCAAAGCUCAUGGUGCUGGUACGCAAGGAGGAAUCUGACAAGCCUAUCCAAACAGUGAAAGGUGGAGCUUUUGAAGGCACUCUACAAGGCCCAUUUGGACAUGGCUAUGGUGAAGGAGCAGGAGAAGGAAUUGAUGACAUAAACUGGGUGGUAGCCAGAGAUAAGCCUGUGUAUGAUGAGAUCUUCUACACGUUGUCACCUAUUGAUGGGAAAAUAACUGGUGCGAAUGCUAAGAAGGAACUGGUGAAAUCCAAGCUUCCUAACACAGUGUUAGGCAAAAUAUGGAAACUGUCUGAUAUUGAUAAGGAUGGGAUGCUGGAUGAUGAGGAGUUUGCUUUGGCCAAUCAUCUUGUAAAAAUUAAGCUAGAGGGUCAUGAGCUCCCCAGUGAACUCCCAGUUCAUCUUGUUCCACCAUCUAAAAGGAAACUAGCAGAGUGAGAAGUCACAAAACUGAAAUUUGGGAAAUGAGGGAUAUCUGUUGGAUUACAGCAGUUUUCCGAUGUGUAGAGGAACCAAAAAACUAAAUUGAGUAGCUCCUCUUUAUUAUUUUCAAUUAACUUCACUUUUGUAACUCUUUUUUCCUGAUAUGUGUUAAUAACAGAAAUUGAUGGCAAGAAUUAAGGGAAUGAAAUUGGCUGUGAUCUAUAAAUUGUUCAGAACUGUUUGAACCUCUUAUUGGAUUUUCCUCUGGGGGAAGUGUAAUUGAACCCAUGCCCCCUUCCUCCCCAAAAAUGAAACAUACCUCUGGAGGGAGCUGGUGCCUUUAACUUGCUUUUGAUCUGAAGUCUCUCUUUCAGUCUUUUGUUUUUUAUAAGCAGAAGUAACCAGCAUUUUAAAAUUACAGCAGAAAUCUUCAAAGCUCCACCUUCCCCCAAACUCUCUCUUUUCUUUCUUUUCCCUCACACACUUUUAUCUUUAUUGCUGGUCUUUUUCUCCUACUCUAGAAUCACAGAAUAUUAGAGUUGGAAGAGACCACAUGGGCCAUCCAGUCCAACCCCCUACCAUGCAGGAAAAGCACAAUCAAAGCACUCCCAGCAGAUGGCCAUCCAGCCUCUGUUUUAAAGCCUUCAAAGAAGGAGCUUCCACCACACUCUACGGCAGAGAGUUCCACAGUUGAGCAUCUCAUACAGUCAGGAAAUUCUUCCUAAUGUUCAAGUGAAAUCUCCUUCCUGUAAUUUGAACCCAUUGCUCCGAAUCCUAGUCUCCAGGACAACAGAAAACAAGCCUGUUCCCUCUUCCUUGUGGCUUCCUUUCACAUAUUUAUACAUGGCUAUCAUGUCUCCUCUCAACCUCCUCUUCUGCAGGCUAAAAAUGCCCAGCUCUUUAAGACGCUCCUCAUAGGGCAUGGUGUCCAGACCUUUAGCUGGCCUCCUCCGGACAUCUUCCAGCUUGUCAAUAUCUCUCUUGAACUGGGGCCCCCAGAAUUGGACACAGUAUUCCAGGUGAGGUCUAACCAAAGCAGAAUAGAGAGGUACCAUAAUUUACCUCAAUCUAGACACUAUACUCCUUUUGAUGCAACCCAAAAUCCCAUUGGCAUUUUUAGCUGCUACAUCACACUGUUGGCUCAUGUUCAACGUUUUGGCCACAAAGACUCCAAGAUCUUUUUCAUAUGGACUGUUGUCAAGCCAGACAUUACCCAUUCUGUAUCUUUGCAUUUCAUGUUUGUGCCUACACUUUCUCCUUAUUGAAAUUCAUUUUGUUAGUUUUGGUCCAGUUCUCUAAUCUGUUGAGGUCAUUUUGAAUUGUCACCCUGUCUUCUGGAGUAUUAGUUAGUUAUCUCUCCCGAUUUGGUGGGAUAACUAAUACUCCAGAAGAUAUUCUAAUACUCUAGUGCUUCUCAGCCUUUGCCUGUGUACUUCCUCCUUCCCCAUUACCAAGCAUCGGAAUGUUUCCUGUUUCCUUUUCCUCUUUCAGAGGGAGUUAACUAAAAUGAAUAAAUCAUUUUUAAAAACAAAAUAACUCUGACCUGAAUGCCCCAUGGGUUUCUAUGCCCACUGUUGGUUUUGUGAGGGCUGGCUGUUACAUUUGGCAGAAUGAGGUCCCUAUGGUCUAGGUUUCACAGUCUGGGUGUUACAAUACAGACAAACAGACAGAAAGACACAUAUUGUCAUUCAUUAUUAUAGGCUUCAUGCUUCCCAACAGAAAAAUGAGUGGUGAUUAUGAUACCAUGUUGACGAAUACAGUGUUCAUAGAACAUUUGUGAUACUUGUUUAGUUUACAAACAACUCUAGGCCCAGUUGUGGGCCAUUUUAGCCACAGAAAAUGUAUGCUUGUGAGAUUAUGGAAAGUCUCAACUGCAAAUAGCACAUUAUUAGAACAUGUUUCUUGUGCUUUGCAAUAUGGUAUUCAAAUUUAAAGCCAUACAUCUUUUCCUAGUUAAUGCAGCAAAUACUGCUGGCAUUCAUACACCUAUGUUUAGGAGACCAAUGUAUGGUGGAAAGAACAGUGCUCAGAAAACAGAGCUCAGUUUGCUCAAAUUUCACCUGUGGAAAUUAUGGUAUUUUGUCAGAGAUGAGUAGCAAGAAUCAAUAAUCUUCCCAGCAUAUCCCUAUCCCCAGAAAUAAGAGCUGUGAUUUUCACAUCUUGAAUGUAUGUUCCAUCCCAUGGGAGGGCUGAUAGUAUUCAUUCAGUCACAAUAUACUUGUCUUUCAACACCACAGAUUUGUGAGGGAACACAUGACUACUCACAAGUAUUAUUUACUCAUAUAAAUACAAUUUCAAGUACAAUUUCAUUUUCUGUUCUGUCUGUUGUAGAGAGGAGGGGAUACAGCUUGUAACACAUUGGUCUUCUCGGUCAGCAUGCACCUGCACAUAGAUCACAUCCUUCACCUACGGCUGGCCCUAGGUAAUUUUCAAAUAUAAGUGAACAGAAUUUUGGCACGCCCCCCUCCCCCCCCCCCCCGAAACCAAUCACUGAAAAAUAAAAGCGUUGGAUAAGCGAAAAUGUUGGAUAAUAAGGAGGGAUUAAGGGAAAGCCUAUUAAACAUCCAGCUGCUUCACCCGGCGGGAGGCAGCCUCACUGAAAGAAGUGGUGCACACAAACAAAAAGUUGGCUUUAGGGCACUUGGAGGCACCUCAAGAGGCGCCUCAACUGUGCCCCCCAAACGAUGGCACCUGAGGCAACUGCCUAAAUUGCCUUACGAUUGAACCGCCCCUGCCUUCACCUCAUCUUCCCAACUCAUUCUGUUAUAUUUCUGCAAUACAGUACAACCCCCAUGUCCACAGAAGAUACGUUCUUGAGUCUACUGUGAAAACAUUAAACCAUGGAUCAUAGCAAAGCAUAAUGAAGUUAUUAACUUCUACCAUACAGUUGCCUUGAAGGGAUCUAAACAUUACUAGAGAAGAUACCACUUCAGAAAUUUUCUAGGUCCUCUACCGUGAGUCUAUAAUAACUUCCAGUGAUAGAAUAGAAUCUCUUGGAGGACCUAGAAAACUUCUGCAGAGGGUUUAUUUUGUUGGAUGCAGAUAGGUGAAACCAUGAGUAUGAGUCCUGGAAGUUCAUGGUUCUGGGUUAUGCUACUUCCAGAUGCUGUUCCUCUGCGUCAUUUCAAAUUAUACAUCUUAUUAAUCAGCAUCACCCCUUCGGUAUCAAAAUCUAAAGUGAUACCAUAAUCCUUCACUUUGUUUAUGCUGAGCUUCUACUGUGACUUGUUGAGCUGAAAAGGACAAAGAACCACGACAAACUCGUUCAAUAUCUUUGUGUUAAUAUUAUAUAAGGAAAUAGAUGUUCUCUCUCUGUAUAAACAUUUCUGCAGUGUAUUUAUCUGUUUUUAUUAAAAGGAAACAUGCAUUAAACUUCUUUUGGCACCCAGUACAGAAAUGCAAUUAAAAACUGAAGCUAA